AUGCCCGCCUACUUCUAUCAUCUGAUUCUUGAAUUCUUUCCCGGCCCACAAAGCUCGUCGCCGACAACCUCGCUCGCUCUCGAAUCCGCAUACGAAGCACUGCGCCCAUUCCAGAACAUCGCCAGCUCCAAGUCCACUCAUGCCUCCAGCGCAAAUACCAACAACGAACUGACUCUCAACAAAAUAUCACGACAUCGUUACCCUGACUCAUCGAGUGAUAGCGGACACCCAAGCGCCAGCGCAAAGACAGCUACAAGUACACCGAACAAAAGCCCCUCCUCAUCACACACCCCAUCUACCUCACUAUCAUCCUCCAAUAACUCCACCGACAUCCGUUUCGACAGUAUCGCCAUCGAGUGCAUUGAUAUGGUUACCCCGGACUGUCCGCCGAAGCGUGCCCGCGCCCGCAGCACCGCGCAGGAAGAAGAUAAUCUCGUGGCGGCGGGCAUCGGCACUGAGAUCCUGAGGUGGAUUGGCGAGAGUAUCUGGGGAAUCGUUCAUUUGUAUCGCGAUGCGCGGGAGUCGUCCUUUCUUGCCGAUGAUGAUGAUUACCCGACCUAUCUGAAAGGGUCUUCUGCUGCUGUUGCGCGACGUGGGCCCGACUCCGGGGGCUAUGAUGCUAUCGCUGCUGGCAGUGGUCCGGGCGCGAGUAGCAAGCAUGGGACCAGACACGGACAUGGACAUGGAAGGUCGCGGUCUGGAGCGCGGAGCCCUGAUUUAUCGGGAUACCCGUUUCCUGUGAUUGCGUCGUCGUCGGCACAGGGCCCUGAGGAGGAUUGCACGACGCUGUGCAUCCUGGCUGUGCCGGCUUAUCUUUCUGGUUCUGACUUUCUGGGUUUUGUGGGCGAGAAGACUCUUGAUGAGGUUUGUCAUUUUCGAAUGAUUAGGACCUCGCGUGCCAAUCGGUACAUGGUUUUGAUGCAGUUUCGGAGUGGGAGGAAGGCGAGAGAAUGGCAGAAAGAAUGGAAUGGGAAGGUCUUCAAUAGCAUGGAGCCUGAGACCUGCCAUGUUGUCUUCGUCAAGUCAGUUGAAAUUCAGGUAGCUGAGCCGGGAUCUCUUUCUGGUUUCUCGUCCGACUCUGGCGCACUUCCGCCUUCCAGCAGUCAAGUCACGCCCCGACACGGUGUUGUCUCAUCAACUGGACAAGCAACUUUAUCCUCGAAACCCCUCGCCCCUCCAACACCAGCUCUCAUCGAGCUCCCAACAUGUCCCGUCUGCCUCGAACGAAUGGACGAAACGACCGGCCUAUUAACAAUCAUCUGUCAACACGUAUUCCACUGCACGUGUCUCCAAAAGUGGAAAGGCAGCGGCUGCCCCGUCUGCCGCUACACCCAAGACGAAUUCCGCAAAGCUAGCCAAGUGCCCUGCGAAGACGAAGACCCCGCCGAAUGCAGCGUCUGCCAAUCUGAGCUUAACCUCUGGGCAUGUCUGAUCUGCGGCAGCGUCGGCUGCGGCCGAUACGACGGUGCCCACGCCUUCGACCACUGGAAACAAACCUCGCACGCCUUCGCCAUGGACCUUACCUCCCAACGAGUCUGGGACUACGACGGCGACGCAUACGUCCACCGUAUCAUCCAAAGCAAACCAGGCGGCAAACUACUCGAACUUCCAGCUGCUGAUCACUCCGCGCUGGAUCCGCCAGACUGGGAAGACGCCGUCCCACGCGAGAAACUUGAGAAUAUGAGCGUGGAAUACACCCACCUUCUCACGAGCCAGUUGGAAAGUCAACGCGCGUAUUUCGAGGAGAUUGUUGAACGGGCUGCGGAUAAGGCGUCGCAGGCUAGCGCGGCUGCAGCAGCUGCCGAGGCGGCUUCUUCCAAGACUACGAUGGCUUUGGAAGAUCUUCAGUCUAAAUAUGAUGCUCUCUCCGCUGAGACGAUACCGGGUCUCGAGCGUGAUCGAACACGUCUUGAGAAAAGAGCGGAUAAGUUCGAGGCACUUGCCAGGCGGAUGGAGAAAGAUUAUCGCGAGGAGAAGACUAUGAAUCAGUCUCUUUUGGAAAGGCUGGAUCUUCUUUCUGGAGAGAAUACGACGCUGAAGGCUGCCAAGACGGAUUUGGAAGAUCAGAAUCGUGAUCUGACCUUCUUUAUCAGUAGCUCGCAGCAAUUGCAGGGCCAGGGGGAGGAUAUUGUUCAGGGAACUGUUAGUGUUCCUGAGCCUGAGGUGAAAAAGAAGAAAAAUAAGGGCAAGGGGAGAAAGUGA
Messenger RNA from Penicillium cosmopolitanum, 2202 nucleotides. RefSeq names its product putative RING and UBP finger domain protein. Gene Ontology annotation, biological process: protein ubiquitination; Ras protein signal transduction. Lineage: Eukaryota; Fungi; Ascomycota; Eurotiomycetes; Eurotiales; Aspergillaceae. Bases 1 to 2202 code for a protein of 733 amino acids. The record is from RefSeq and is a predicted model, not a curated record. Gene Ontology annotation, cellular component: cytoplasm. The transcript has 3 exons. Gene Ontology annotation, molecular function: zinc ion binding; ubiquitin protein ligase activity.